This is a messenger RNA of Pediculus humanus corporis (human body louse), 1536 nucleotides long. RefSeq lists its product as uncharacterized. Gene Ontology annotation, biological process: coenzyme A biosynthetic process. Bases 1 to 1536 code for a protein of 511 amino acids. Gene Ontology annotation, molecular function: ATP binding; dephospho-CoA kinase activity. The record is from RefSeq and is a predicted model, not a curated record. The transcript is spliced from 5 exons. Lineage: Eukaryota; Metazoa; Arthropoda; Insecta; Psocodea; Pediculidae.
AUGUCAACUGGAUUUUUGAUAACUAGCGUAGGAGGGAAACUCAAACAUUUAUCUGAUUUGAUUAAUCAACAUUUAAUAAAUAAAUUAUAUAUAUAUGUAGCUGUUAACAGAAAUCGUUCAAAAUUAAAAAACAAUGAACGUUUAUAUAAAAGGAUUAUUGAAAUGUAUUCAACAAGUUCAAAUUUAUUUCCAAAUUUAGAUGUGAGAAUAAUUUUGAAUGAAUUGAAGUUUUAUGAUUUUACUUUAGAAGUACAAACGUACAAUGCAGAUGUAAUUAUUAUUCCCAAAAAUUAUGAUUGUUCUAAUAUUCAAAAUGUUGAAAACUUAAAAAAAAAUUUUCAUGUAAUUUAUACUGAUGAUGUAAUGACAGAUAAAAUAGGUAAAGUACUGGAUUUGAAAAAAUCAAAAACUUGGAAGCUUUAUGAAAAUGUAGUUUUAGGAGGAACAUUCGAUAGGCUUCAUAAUGGUCACAAAAUUUUACUCACUGAAGCCUUAUUAAGUUGUUCUAAAAAACUAACUGUAGGAGUCACUAAUGAGGCUAUGACAAAAGGUAAAACAUUGCCUGAAUUGAUAGAACCUUGUGCAAAAAGAAUAUCUGCAGUGGAAAAAUUUAUAAGAGAAGUCGAUAGAGGAAUCGAUUAUGAAGUUGUAGAAAUAUCUGACAUGUAUGGUCCUACCAAAAGUGAUACAAGUUUCAAUAUGAUAGUAGUUAGUGCAGAAACUUAUCAAGGAGCACUUAAAAUAAAUCAAAUCAGAAAAGAAAAUAAUUUAAAUGAGUUGGAUAUACAUGUUGUCAAAGUAGCUAAAGACAAAUUUAGCAAUGGUAUAGAAGAAAAAAAAAUUAGCUCAAGCAAUGCCAGAAUAAGAUUAUUAGGUUCUUAUUUGAAACAACCAGAGCCAAAUACAAAACUACCCCCUAAGCCUUAUAUUAUAGGAUUGACAGGUGGUGUAGCUAGUGGAAAAACAAGUAUUUGUGAAUAUCUUUCAAGUUUAGGUGCUGGAAUUAUAGACUGCGACAAAGUUGGUCAUGAAUUAUAUAAACCCCAAACAGAUAUAUACAAAAAGCUAGUUAAACUUUUUGGAGAAAAUAUUUUAGCUCCAAACAAAGAAGUCAACAGAAAAGAACUUGGCUAUAUUGUUUUUAAUAAUCGUGAUAAGUUAAACAAACUUAAUGACCUAAUGUGGCCAGCUAUUUAUAAUUAUGCCAUUGUGGAGUCUCAAAGAAUGUACAAAGAAGAAAAAAAAGAAAUAGUUUUUAUAGAAGCAGCAGUUAUGAUAAAAGCUGAAUGGCAUAAGAAAGUUCACGAACUUUGGUCAGUCAUAAUUCCAGAAGAGGAGGCCAUUUCUCGAAUGAAAAGGAGGAACAGUUAUACAGAAGAAGAAGCCAAAUCAAGAAUAAAUGCACAAUCCUCAAAUUAUGAACUUGUACAGAAUUCCAAUGUUGUAUUUUGUACUUUAUGGAGUUUUGACUUUACAAGAAAACAAGUAGAUAAAGCAUGGAAAUCAGUUCAAACUUUUGUAAAAUGUAAUUCAUAA